Messenger RNA from Rotaria sordida, 5454 nucleotides. NCBI's taxonomy places the organism in Eukaryota, Metazoa, Rotifera, Eurotatoria, Philodinida, Philodinidae. The record is from the annotation of a GenBank genome assembly.
AUGUAUCGUGCAUUGCUAAAACUUCAUAUUCAUCUUAAAAAUCGUGUACUUGAUUUAUCGUAUGCAUAUGGAUUUUUUGUUGCUGAUCAUUCACUUUAUAUUAUACUAAUUUGUUUUGGUAUAUUUCUUCUUAGUUUAUUUCAAAUAACUACUAAUGUUCCACCACCUGGUAGUACAUUAGAAAUUUUUGCUGAAUCAUCUAGAUCAUUUCGACCUGUUCGUGCUCGAUUAGAAUUAAAUACAAGUGAUCAAUUACAUGACAAACAACCAGAUAAACCAUUAUGGUAUUCUGGUUAUCCACUUGCCUAUGUUCAACAUAUUGUUGUACGAUGUUCAAUAUUAACAUCUCGUUCAUCAUGUUUUUUACGUGCACGUGAUAUUCGUGAUCGUCUUUUUUCUGAUCCACAAUUUGAUAUAAAUUGUUUACGAGUUGGUGAACCAAUAAAUGUACAACAAAUGAUAUCAUAUUUACCAUCAUUUGGUUGUCUUAUUCUUUCACCAUUAAAUCUUUGGUCAAAUGAUAUAUCAAAUAUAAAAAAUAAUGAACAUGAAAUUCUUGAAUCAAUAUCAUCAUUAUCAAAACGUUAUGUUGAUAUUAUAUUUGGUAUUCCACAAAAAUAUUUUUCAUCAAAUAAACCAUUAACAUAUGCAAUAACACUUAUGUUAAAUAAUGCAUCAAAUGAAUAUCGACAAGAUUUAAAAAAACGUUUAUUUGCUUUAGAUGAAUCAAAACAACAACAACAACAACAAGAUGAUAUAAUACAUAUUUAUUUUUCAAGAAAAUCUCUUCUUUAUUAUUUACCAUUGAUACUUAUUUAUAUUGUUGUUUUUCUUUAUAUUUAUUAUUCAGUUAGUCAAUUCGAAUGUGUAAAAUCAAAAUGGGGUCUUGCAUUAGCAGCAACAGUACAAAUUGUUGUUUCUUUAUUAAUAUCAUUAGCAUUAUCAUCAUUAUUUCAUAUGACACCACGUCUUGAUGGUGGUGAAGUAUUUCCAUAUUUAGUUAUAUUUAUUGGUUUAGAAAAUUUAGUUGUAUUAACACGUGCUGUUACAUCAUCACAAGCACAAAAACAAUAUGAUGAUAUACGUGAACGUGUUGCACAUGCACUUCGUGCUGAAUCAUGGACAAUAUCAAAACAUUUAGUUUAUGAAUUAAUUAUUGUUAUGAUUGGUUUUAUAACAUAUGUUCCAACAGUUCGAGAAUUUUGUCAAUUAGCAUUAAUUGGAAUUUUAAUUGAUUUUUUCAUGCAAAUUAAUUUUUGGUUAGCAGUUUUAAGUAUUGAUAUACGAAGAUUUACAGUUGGUGUUGGAAAAAAGAAAAAUAGAAAUUUAGAACAAGAAAAAAAAGAACUUAAAGUAUCAUUACCUAUGAAAAUGCCUUAUUUAAUAAAUAAACGACAACAACAACAACAACAACAAUCUCAAUGGGCUCGUUAUAGAGUUUUACAACGAGGAAGUAUGUUUAUUGUACUUAUUUGGGUUAUUCUUAUUUUUUAUAAAUCAUGUUUAAUUGUUGAUUUACUUCAUAAAAAUGUACAAAUAAAUCGAGAACAAAUUAAAGAUUUUGUUCCAGAAAAAAUGCUUAAUGAACAUUAUGGUUCAUCAUUUGCUAAUCAAUAUGAUUCACAUCAUAAUGUCGACGAUCAAAUUAUGAAUAAUAUAUCUUUAUCGAAUUAUGAAUGGCAAACACUUUUAUCAUAUGAUCAUUGGUCAACAUUAUUUUCUUUUUAUAAUAUUUCAUAUGAUAAUCGUUAUUUAACUAUAAUGCCAUCAAUUUAUUUACCAAUUAUUUCUUCUGAAGAUCAAAAAUUAGAUAUGACAACAAAAGCUUCGUAUUAUAAAACAUCACAUCGGCCUUUAAUUGAUGCAACAAUAACAAGUACAAGUAAUUUAUUGAUUGAUCGUCGAUUUUCAACAGCACUUUGGGAACUUCUUUUUAUUGUUUUAUUCGGUUUAACAUUAUUUACUAUUGUUUAUUUUUGGUUUUUUUCAUCAUCAUUUUCAUUGAAUUCAAAUCAUAAUCGAAUAUUAUCUUAUAUAAAAAGUGAUUAUUCAAUUGUUCCAACAAUAUUAAUACCUUCAUCAUCAACAUUAUUAAUUGAAUCGAUAUGUAUACAUGAAAGUGGUACAGUUGUUAGUGUAGCAUAUUCAGAUGGUUCAAUUUGUAUGUGGAAUCCUCAAACAGGUGAUAUUAUUUUUACACAACAAAGAUAUUCAAUAAUAUCAAAUGAAAAAGUCAUCAAUCAUGUUUGGUGUUCAUUAAUGAUCGAUGAAUAUCGAUGUUUAUUUGGUUGUUCAAAUGGUCAAAUAGAAAUUUAUCCAUAUAAUUCAUUAUCAAAAAAUUUAAUAUUAUGUCAUAAUGAUCUUGGUGGUAUAACACAUCUUAUACGAGCAUCAUCAAUAUUAAUUAUAAGUACAACACGUCGUGGUUAUUUAAUUGCAUUUGAAUAUAUAAAUGGUUUAAUAAAACAAAUUUAUAUUAAAAGAUUACAUCAAUGGCCAAUACGUGUUUGUCGAAUUGAUUUUAAUUCUUCACUUUUAUUUACUGGUAGUGAUGAUCAUUCAAUUAAAAUUAUAAAUGUUUUAAAUGGUUCAUGUUUACAUACUUUACAAAAACAUCAAUCACCUAUUAAUUGUCUUGCACUUGAUCCAUAUCAUCCAACAACAUUGGUAAGUGGUUGUUUUAAUGGUACAUUGUGUAUUUGGAAAGGAAAUGAUCUUAUUCAAACAAAUAUAAAUGCACAUCCAUCAUCAAUAAUAAUUGAUUUAAAUUUUUGUGGUCAUUCAUCAAAUAUAAUAAGUCUUGGUACAGAUAAACGUUUAUGUAUAUGGACAUAUUUAAAUUUACAACUUAUUUAUGAAUUAAAUGAUAUAACAUCAAAUUGUUUUACAAUACAUCGUACAAAUUAUUUAUUUUAUACAAAAUUAAAUUCUCUAUUUAUAUAUGAUAUAUUUAAUCAAAGAAAAAUAUCAACAAAACAAUUUAUAAUUCCAUUUUUAAAUGAUAUUAAUCGUGAUGAAAAUGAAAUGAAUAUUGAAAAAUUAAUUUAUUCAUCACAAACAGAAACAUUAAUAUUACAAAAUUCGGAUAUUAUUUAUGCAAUGUACUUACCACAACGUGUUUUUGUAGACCGACACGGUCAUGACGAUGGCAACUAUCAAAGUUUGUCGUCAUUGAUAUUUCAUCGACCAACAACAUCAAAUCUUCUGACAUAUUUACAACAAAAAGAUCAAGCAAUCACUCCUCAUUUAACAGAUAAUCAUUUGAAGUCAUCAAAUGUCGCUGUAACUGGAAUAUCAUCAUCAUCAUCGUGUUCAUCAUAUCCAAAACAAAUAUCAUCCUCAUCUCCAAUUCCAUUUCAACCAUAUCUUACAACUCCAUAUCAAAUACAAAAUACACCACCUUAUUCAUCAUCAAUGUCAAAUUCAACAAAUAUAACUCAAAUAUCAACACCUCGUAAACGUAAACAACCAAUGAAUGAUACAUCAUCAUUUCUUACACCUUCAAUACCAGCGAAACGAUCAACUCCUUUAACAAUGUUUUUUCCAAAAGUUACACCGUUCGACGGUUCAGUUGUGAUGUUUCUUAACAAUAGUAAAAUAACUCAAACUGAUCCUUCAUUCUCAAUGUUUACAUCUAGUCAUCAUCAUCAUCAUCAUCAUCUUGAUAUUGAACAACAAAAAUUAACAGCUGAAAUCGAUGAAUUACGUCGUACAAAAUUAGAUACUCAACGUGAAUAUGAAUCAACUGUUGAAACAGUAAAACGUUGUCUUGUUAUGACACGUUCAUUACUUAUUGAAAAAUCUCAAUUAGAAAAAAAAGAAGCACGUGAAAAAUCCAUGGAAAAUCGUUUACGUCUUGGUCAAUUUGUUACACAACGGCAAGGUACAUCAUUUGUUGAACAAUGGGUUGAUGGUUAUGAUUUUUUGGAUAAACAACGUGCACAAGAACAAUUAGCUCGUGCAAAAGAAAAUCUUGAUCGUGAACGAAAAAAUUUAACUAAAAAGAAAUCAUUUUUACAACAACAACAUCAAUUAAUGAUGGCAACUAUAGCAGAUGAGACAAUUACUCUUAAUAGUAGUUCGAAUUCUCAAGAUUUUAUUAAUCCGGUGUUCGUACCACCAACGAAAUCUUCUAAACGAACAAAUAAAACUCCAACUACCAAAACAUUGACUAGUCAACAAAAACUUCAACCAAAUGCAUCGUCAUCAUUCAUUGGACAUCAACAAAUUCAAGCACUUUCUGAUAAUUCAAAUGAUGGUCAUUAUCUAUAUUCUAGUGAUAAUAAUACACCUAUUGAUAGUGGCAAUUCAUCAUCAUCAUCAUCAUCUCUUAUUUCGAAUUCUUCAUCAUCAAUAAUGACAUUACAAGAUUGGUAUGAAUAUGAUGAAGUACUUCGUCUUCGACAAUUAACACUUAAACGUGAAGAAUGUGAUUUAGCACAAGAUUUAGAAAAACUUGAUCGUGAAAGAAAUGUUCAUAUAAGAGAAUUAAAACGUUUAUAUAAUGAAGAUCAUUCAAGAUUUAAUAAAAAUAAUAUACUUAAUGAACGAUAUUUAUUAUUAACAUUGAUUGGUAAAGGUGGUUUUAGUGAAGUACAUCGUGCAUUUGAUUUACGUGAACAACGUUAUGUUGCAUGUAAAAUUCAUCAGUUAAAUAAAGAAUGGAAAGAUGAAAAAAAAGUUAAUUAUAUUAAACAUGCUGUUAGAGAAUAUAAUAUACAUAAACAUUUAGAAAAUAAACGUAUUGUGAAAUUAUUUGAUGUAUUUGAAAUUGAUACUAAUUCAUUUUGUACAGUCUUGGAAUAUUGUGAUGGAAAUGAUUUAGAUUUUUUUCUUAAACAAAAUAAAACAAUUCCAGAAAAAGAAGCACGUUCAAUCAUUAUGCAAACAAUUAAUGCAUUGAAAUAUCUUAAUUCAGAAAUAAAACCACCUGUGAUUCAUUAUGAUUUAAAACCAGGGAAUGUUCUUUUGGGAAGAGGAAAUAAUAGUGGCGAAAUUAAAAUAACUGAUUUCGGUUUAUCUAAACAAAUGCAUGAAGAUAAAUUCGAUGCUGAUGAUGGAAUGGAUCUUACAUCUCAAGGUGCCGGUACUUAUUGGUAUCUACCACCAGAAGUAUUUGUUCAAGGUCCUAAUCCUCCUAAGAUUUCAUCCAAAGUUGAUGUUUGGAGUGUUGGUUGCAUCUUUUAUCAAUGUUUAUAUGGUCGAAAACCAUACGGUCAUAAUUUAUCUCAAGCAGCUAUAUUAGAAAAUCAAACAAUUUUAAAUGCUAAAGAAAUUCAAUUUCCUAAUCGACCUCAAGUAUCCAAUGAAGCCAAAUCAUUUAUUCGUCGAUGUUUGACUUAUCAAGUACGUGAUCGUCCCGAUGUUUUACAAUUAAGUGAAGAUGAAUAUUUGAAAUCUUAUCCAAAACGUACAACAGCUACAACUUCUUCGCCUCUUUUUUGUCCUAAAUAA